ACACAAAAAUGACAGAUUAAUAGAGGCGACUUGAUUAUUUGUGUUGAAAUGAACGAAUUUUCUAUAUUUAUUAAUUUUGUGCAACAUAUUAAGCAGUAGCAUCCUGUUAUUAAUGUGUUGCUGAUAGGUAAAACAGAGAAAAAGUAUUUUUCUAGACAGAACAUAGUAAAUUCGAUCAAGAAGUUAAUGUUAUCAUAUUAAGUCUCUAUUUUCUGAGUCUUUCUGCCACAAUGAAUGAUGGAAGUUCAAAGAAGAUAUUAUUUAAGAAAUCAACGCUAUUUAGUCUUAAGGCAGAACUAUUAAGGAAGCAAGAAGAAGUGAAUGAAAAGAAGCGACUGCCUCAAAAUAAGUUAGAGAACUUUAAGCCUCCAGUAAGAGAGAAUGUAAAAGAUGAGAAUACAAAUAAAGAAUACAAGAAAACAUUCCAGGACAGGUUAAAAGCUGUUGAUACAGAAGAAUUAGAAGCUAUCAGGAAAUCUAAGUUAGCUUUAGAGAAGAAGGCAGAGUUAUAUGAGCACUUAUCAGAUAGUGCGGGCCAAUCCCAGCUGGCUGAGAGAUUCCUGGUGGACUUCAAUACUAAGAAGCAGCAGGAACCGGAACCAGUCAGCCAUGCCAGCCAAGUUGAGGAACCAAUACAACCUGAUCCCGAGACUGAUGUCAAUGAUGAUGAUAGUGAAUGGACUGAAUUUACUGAUUGUCUGGGAAGAACAAGAAAAUGUCUUAAAUCAGACCUGGAAAUGUUUCGGAAAAAGGAUGCGCAACUUAUGAAGGCUAUCAACAAAGAUAGGGAUUCUGGUAAUGAUGAAAAAGAAAAAAUACCUGAGCCGGAAGAAAUCGCACCACUAAAGGAAAAACCAUUGUUGGUCCAAACUACAAAUGAGUAUUUACAAUCAUUGCGAGAGAAGUGGGAACAGAAGGAACAGGAACUGUUGGCGAAAGAUAAAGAUAUACAUUAUCAGGACUUGUUGUUUGAUGAGGCACGAAUCCACGGUGUCGGUUACUACUCCUUCAGUACUGACGAAACGGAGCGUCAGAAACAAAUGGAAGAGCUCAUCAAAAGGCGGGAAGAGACAUUGAAGGCUCAGAAGGAAGCUGAAGAGGUUCGCAAGAAGAGGGACGAGAUGAUGGCGGUUAGAGUGGCGGCUGCCCGCGCCCGCCAGCGGGCUAGAGCUGGCUUGCCCCCAGAAGAAACAAAAGAUAAUCAAAAAGACUUUACAACUUGUCUGCUAGAAUUUCUGACGCAACAAAAGAAUGAAGCCGAUGCUAAAGCUAAGGCAGAGGAAAAUAAACUUAAAGAAGAGCAAGAGAAAGAGAGGCAGAAGUUACGCGAGGCUUACAUACGUGAGUGGGAUGUUGGAAAAGAGGGAGUCGAAGGCAAAGUCAAGAAAUUCAGAGAAAUGACACAAGAAGAGUAUGUUGAACAGCAGCGGGAUAAGAGAAUUAAAGAAUUUGCUCCGCAAACUCCAAAAGCUUCCACUUCUGGUAACGCAAACGUAUUUGAUGAUAAAGGCAAAAUUGUUGGUUCUAACGCAGCUAUUGCAACUGCUACUAAAACAUGGGCCGAUGUUAGACCUCCACCCAAAACCCCGCCCCCUCCCGAAAUUGGUGAACUAAAUGAGACACAACAGCAAAAAGGUCUUUAUUUUACGUCAUCGAAGAAGAACGACAUCGCUGUGAAAUACAGAAACUUUGUUAAAGCUCAAGAACCGACACCCAUAGUAAAUGAAUUAGAAGAAACAGAUCCUACACUUACAAGUAAUAAAGUUGCAGAGAAGAGAAAACACGAAUCAACUAGUGUCGAAAUACCACCACCACCUACAUUUGAAUAUUAUGGUCCGACGAUAAAACAGACCAAGUUUGAUAAACCAUUUGAAUCCGACAUUAGAGAAGCUUACGUUCAGGGAGCAAAGAGCUUAGAACCCAAGUCCAGUAAUCGUCAGUUGCCCAAACACUAUGAUUUUACAUUUGACUAAGUAUUAAAUAAAACAACAUAAAUUUUC
This is a messenger RNA of Trichoplusia ni (cabbage looper), 2000 nucleotides long. RefSeq names its product coiled-coil domain-containing protein 174. NCBI's taxonomy places the organism in Eukaryota, Metazoa, Arthropoda, Insecta, Lepidoptera, Noctuidae. Bases 231 to 1973 code for a protein of 580 amino acids. Gene Ontology annotation, cellular component: nucleus. The transcript has 7 exons. The record is from RefSeq and is a predicted model, not a curated record.